AUGGUUUUAACUAACGCCGUUUACUUCAAAGGCUUUUGGAAAUACCCGUUCAAGCCUCAAAGGACCCACAAGGACAAGUUUUUCGUAACCCCGGAAGAGUCUGUCCAAGUGGAUAUGAUGUCGCAAACGAGGUUCAAAUAUGUGGACUCGGAGAAGCUUCACGCCCAGGUGCUGGAGAUGCCCUACAGGGGCGACGCCGUGUCCAUGGUGGUGCUCCUCCCGCGAAGUGGGAGAGCCAAGGAGGUGGACAGGCUGGUCCAACGCCUGAAGCCCAAGGUACUCGUGUCCGAGUUGAAGGCGAUGCCCUCCGUCUCGCUGAGAGUCAGGUUUCCCAAGUUCAGCGUGGAGAGUACUCUCGGGGAUGAACUCAUUUCGGUAUGUUUGAAUUAG
Messenger RNA from Penaeus vannamei (Pacific white shrimp), 390 nucleotides. Lineage: Eukaryota; Metazoa; Arthropoda; Malacostraca; Decapoda; Penaeidae. The record is from RefSeq and is a predicted model, not a curated record.